CUUGCAACAUUGAACGUUCGUUUUCUUAGCUUUUUUUUUACUGUCUCUCUUGUUUAUGGUUUGUCUGACGGACUUCAAUUUGGUUCGUAGAUACUGCUACAGAGUUUUAAAAAUGUGUUUGAAAUGGAUAAAACUAGUUAUUUUCAAAAGAGACUAAGUUUUUUACGUUGUGAGUUAUAGUACAGUAUGUGUUCUAUUAGUUUAUUAUAAUUUGUGUUGUGAUUUUAAUGAUUGAUGUAACGAACCAGUGUACGGCAAGAUGGACGAAUUGUCUAAGGGCAUGACACAAACAGGAAACACCGCUACAACUGACAAAAUUCAAGAAAAUGAUGAUGAUGGCGUAAAGCGUGGUUUGCGGCACGCACGCCAACUAUGCUAGCGUUGGUAGAACAACUGCGGUCAUACCUCGGUGGAGGAUGCUCGUCGACUUCAGUAGUAUACGUGAAUGAAACGUGUUUGGAGUGUGAAAGGGUGCGGGCGGCGUGCGAGCGGCUGGGCACGGUGGCGGUCGCUCCAAGCCCAGAAGCCCUACCACCAGCUCAGCAGACCGCUGCUCCGCCUUCUUACGUUAUCACUUCACCAUUCGAAGGCGACCUCUUUGACACUGCACAUAGAGCAAAAUACAGGGUGCUAGGACCUACAGCGGUCCUACAGUUGUCGGAGCGCGAUGAGCCACCACCAGCGACCGCACGUCCCCUCUAUUCGCUGGCGAUGCGCGGCGCUGUUAUAUGUUUCUCAGGAUUCCGGAAGAAGGAUGAACUUACGUACCUGAUAACCCUGAUCCACUACAUGGGCGGGUCGAUCCGCAAGGACAUGUCGAGUAAAGUGACGCACCUGAUCGCGGCCGCGGCGACGGGUGACAAGUACCGAUAUGCGUCCGGCUUCGGCCUGCCCGUGCUGGCGCGGUCCUGGGUCGACGCCUGCUGGGAGCGGCGCGACGACCCCGCCUGCCUCGCCACUGAUGAUGACAUCAUCAAAGAACACAAACUAAAAGUGUUUGCCGGCGCUCGCGUCUGCUUCGUGGGUUUCCCUGAGGAUGAAACUCAACACAUGGCCGAGGUGCUGGCCAGCAAUGGCGGCGGCACCUGCCAGCUUGACGACCCCGACUGUACGCACGUUGUAAUGGCCAAUGGGGAGACUUUCGGUCGUUCGCUUAUCCUAUCACCCCAUCCGAGUACACCUAACUCAGCGAAACCAUCCCGCGCCACUCCUAAUCGUUCCCAGUCCACUCCUAAGAGCUCACUUUACCGCAGACUGUCGGCGCGGUUGUCGGGCCGCCGCGCUAGUCCCACCAAGCAUGCCAAUGAUAUGUCCCACGAUGACAGAGAGCAGCGCUUGCACAUAGCGCGAAACAGUAUCAGAGACAAACAAGCCAAAGCUGUUAGCAAAGAUCAAACAGAUGACAGUACAUUCAGUAUUAGUUUAGUAGGAAAAUCAUUUACCGAUGAUUUGUACUCCAAUUUUGAAAACAAUAAGAGCCCUCAGCACGUUGAACGUGCAGAAAUGCGAAAAUACACUGUAAGUGAUAAAGAAAAUAACAAAAACCUAUCUCAGCUUGUACACGGGUCGGAUAAAGUUAACUCUAAGGAUAAGAGAGAAGUAUUUAGAAAUAAAUCCAUGAAUGUUUUCAACUUAGUUGACUGCCUUACUGAAGCCGGGUCCUUACACUCCUCGUUAACGAAAAGUUUAUGUGACCUCGACGCUAAAGAUGAACCAGUUUUUUUGCUGGCCAGUUCAACUGGUGGCAAAGAGUUACAACAGUCUACAACCACUAUUUCGUCUGGCAAGAAAAGAAGUCGUAAUUCUACUGACUCUAAUUUUCAAGUUAGCACAGUUGACGCAAAUCUGUCGCCUGACAAAUGUGAAGAGAGUAACUGGAAAUCUAUCAAAAGAUUAAAAAUAAAAGACUCCUUCAAGUUUAAAAAUAGGCCCACUAUAUUUAAAAGGACAAAAAAAGAUUCAGUGUCUAAGACCACUGGCGAAAUCGUGGUGGAGCCAGUGAGUCCAGACAGUGUUAAACCGACUGAUCCUGCUGGAGAAUUCAUAGCUUCAACGUCUUCACCGAUUAAAGAAGAUGAUAACACUUCUAUUUGUUCCAUGAACACAAGUAAGCAAUCCGGGUUUUUCGACAUAUCAUUUGCUUCAAUAAGAAGUUCUAAAACGGUGAAAUCAGCUUCCAAAUUACGACGGAGUGUGAAAUCAUUUACAGCUUCGUUUAGAAGUGAAAGAAAAAAGAAGUACGAAAAGCGAGCAGAGCGUAAUACUGUAGAAGUAGACGCGAGCCACUUACCAUCAGAUCUAAAGAACAUUUCGACACCGAAGCAAACUUUCGAUGGAAUGAAUUUAGAUAUUUCUCCAGUUCAGGUAGACACUGUAGACAGCACAGGCCUAGUCACUCCUAUUAGGAAUCGAGUAGCUGAUGCGGACGAACUUGAUGAUUCGACAGUAUUUAAAACUCCCCAAAGUGUGUGGCUACGAACUCAUCGACACUCGAUCUGCGGCGGCUCCGAGCUACGCCUGAGUAGCGCUCCGAGUGUAGCUUCAGCGUCACCAUGCCUCAGCCGUUGCGCUGCGCCCACCUCACUACUCCCCCUCGUCUCCCUCGCCCCGCCCUCUUCCUGCUCCGCCCGCGACCAGCCGCCGCCCGCCUCGACGCCCCCCAUCCGUGACGCCCACGCCAUAUCGCAAUGCCAUGGAAUAUCGCUGCCGGUUGUCGACGAGCACAAUAUACCGGUCGCACCGGAUUGUUCGACACGGGUACACGUCGUCAAAGCUGAAUGGUUCUGGGCUUCUGUGCAAAAUGAGGAGGCACAAGAUGAACGAGAUUAUCUUUUCAAAGACUAUCUAGAUGAGGUUUCGCGGCGGUCGUCAGUGGGCGGAGCGUGCGCAGGCGUGACGGCUGAGGAGGCGGCGGCGGCCACGCCUAGCACGGAGGCGGGCGCCACGCCCUCGCACCUGCAGCGCCUGCGCAAGCGCAAGCUGCGCGGUGGAGAAUCGGCGCUGCACAAGCGCCGCUCGUCUGUGGGCGACGCCGUGUUGCUGAGUCUGUCUGGGAAUCUGCUCGACUGCACUCCCUCGCCCGACGGCAAGCAGCUACUAGAGGAAUCCGAAGUUCCCGACACGGUUGUGAGGAAAUUGUUAUCACCGCGGCAGCAGGUGUUCAUGGAGCUGUUGCAAACAGAAUCCAACUAUGUUGGAAUAUUGCAUACUAUAGUUACGAUGUUUAAGCAACCGUUGGAGGAGAUGACUGAGGACGACAAUAGUAAUGGAAAAAAUCAAGCAUUGCUCAAUAAUACUGAACUAAAAAUUAUAUUUGGAAACUUACCGCCUAUUUAUGAAUUACAUCAGCGAAUGUUAGAAGAGUUACGUUAUGCGCAAGCGCACUGGAGCGAGGAGACAAGCAUUGGACGACUAGUCCUGCGCUACACGCCUGACAUGGUGAAGGCAUACCCGCCCUUUGUUAACUUUUUUGAAAAUACCAAGGAGAUGCUGCAACAGUGCGACCGUGAGAACCCAAGAUUUCAUGCAUUCCUGAAAAUCUGUCAAACAAAGCCAGAGUGUGGCAGACAAAGUUUACAGGAGCUAUUAAUAAGACCAGUGCAGCGGUUACCUAGUAUAAGUUUAUUACUCGAUGACAUAUUAAAGCACACACACAAGAACAACCCGGACCACGGCGCGCUGGUGCAGGCGCUGGCCGGGCUGCGCGAGGUCAUGUCGCACAUCAACGAGGACAAGCGCAAGACUGAGGGACAGUUGCAGAUGUUUGACAUCUACAACGACAUCGACCAGUGCCCGGCUCACUUAGUCUCAUCUCACCGGUCGUUCGUAUCACGUUGCGAAGUAGUGGAGUUAUCUAAAGAACUGUCUGGCAGAGGAGACCAUCUCGUGCUAUUUCUAUUCACGGAUACCAUGGAAGUCUGCAAGAAAAGAUCCAAAGCUUUUAAUAGUAAAAGUCCUACAAAUGGCACAGGCACCAUGCGGAUAGGCUCAAGCAAGCCUUAUAGGCAUAUAUCGUUAAUGCCCCUCAGUACAGUGAAACGUGUCGUCGAUAUACGGGAAGCUGAAGAUUGCCACAACGUAUUUGCGCUAAUGUGCCGCAAUAAUCAAGAACUCAAAGAAAAGUUGUUCUCUUUCAUGAUAACUGAUGAAACCGUAGACAAGUCCCAUUUUCUUCGACAACUUUGCAGGCAAAUGGCAAACACCGUCUGCAAAGCUGAUGCUGACAAAUUCCUAGCGUGUCUAGAGUCGCACCAACUCGAUAUCGACACGAGCGAGCUUGCACUGAGCACUCUAUCGAAAGUGUCAAAGUUUGCAGCGCGCACGAGAAUAAAGCUGGAGGCGCUGGCGGGGCUGACGGGGCUGCUGCGGCCCGAGCCAGGCUCCGGCCUGCUAGACACAUGGGUAUUGCGCGCUCACUUACUCGCACAGGUGGGUCGUGCGUUUUCGUUCAACAAAACGCCCUCGAAACUGAAGCGUGCGAUGUCGUCGAUGAUCUCGCCGUUCGGGUCCACCUCCAAUCUCACACCCGCUUCGCAGCUCGCACAGAUGAGACUCGCCAGCUGUAAUAACAUCAACGAGAUGGGCACGAGCGGCGGCGGCGCGGGCGGCGGCGGCGAGGUGCUGGUGGCGCCGCUGUCGGUGCAGCCGACGCGCAAGGCCGCGCCGGGCGCCGCACUGCGCCGGUUCUGACGCCGCGCGCCGCGCCGCGCCUGACCUCAGCCGCCGCCCUGAUCGGGCUGUACCGGAAUUGAUUGUGCAACUUUACUAAAUUAUUCGAAAGUAUUAAAUGAGUUGCAGUCGUGCGCCUAUCGAGAUCGAAUACGAGUGUCAGUCGUUAAUCAAAGUGUGCUUAGAUGUUGUCAUAAAUUCAUAACUGUACAAGUUUUCAUUGUGAAACUGAGAUCGGACAGUGUGUUCGGUAGCUACCAGUGAAACUCCACUACUUAUGAAUCUUGUAAUUUUAUGAAGGUGUAUAAUUAAAUUAACUAUUUUCGUUAUAAACUAUGGCCUAUUCGUGGCUUAGCCAACUUGCCAAAAAGCGUUCACAUCAACAAAUCAAUAUAUACCCAAGGUCAAACAAGUGAUUUAUAUUUCUAUUAAGUUUUUCAAUAUUACUACACACACAUUUAUUGCACAAAUAAUAGUAAUAGUAAAUCUAGUUCAAAUAAUUGUAUCCAUUUUAUUUUAUCUACAAAAUAUCCUAUUGAUUUGUUGAUAAGUGAUAUUUUUUGAGGUUAAAUAUUAAAAAUAUAGCCAUAAAAUAUUAAUUAUAUACGAUGCAAUCGAUGGCCUAAGUUUAGCUAACUUACGAAUUUAUUCAUCUGUCAACAAGUCACAGAAAACAUUACUGAUAUUAUUGAGAUUUAGUUUUGAAAAUAAUUUGUACAUAUGUGAUAUUUUAAAUAUAUUGUGAAAUAGAUCAUAGUAGGAUACCCAUGAUAUCAAUCUGAUGCUGAUUCAAAGUUUCCUUAAAGUGAAUUGUUAUUUGGUAAUGGACAAUGAAUUACUCAAACGUUUGAAUCGUUCAGGAUGGGUAGAUAGGUGUUGUAAAUAGUGUACGGAACAUGAGCAGCUUAUGUAAACUAGGCGCCCUCGAAUGUAUCUUUAAAUAUAUUAAUUCGCGUCUAUAAGUUUUAUGAGAGUCUCACUUAGGCUACUAUCAUCAAUCAUGUGUACACAUGUUGCUACAUUGUACAAAAGAACAAUAUUUAUAAUAUUUUAAAUGAUUGAUAAAAUAAACAUUUAUUUUCAAUCAA
Spodoptera frugiperda (fall armyworm) is the source of this 5756-nucleotide messenger RNA. It is a transcript of the gene pbl, whose product is annotated as protein ECT2. Gene Ontology annotation, molecular function: GTPase activator activity; guanyl-nucleotide exchange factor activity. Lineage: Eukaryota; Metazoa; Arthropoda; Insecta; Lepidoptera; Noctuidae. The record is from RefSeq and is a predicted model, not a curated record. Gene Ontology annotation, biological process: nervous system development; intracellular signal transduction; mitotic cytokinesis. Gene Ontology annotation, cellular component: nucleus; cell cortex. The transcript has 21 exons. Bases 373 to 4689 code for a protein of 1438 amino acids.